Molecule: messenger RNA, 1087 nt
Organism: Anolis carolinensis (green anole)
Lineage: Eukaryota; Metazoa; Chordata; Lepidosauria; Squamata; Anolidae
Gene: wnt8a
Product: Wnt family member 8A
Exons: 7
Coding region: 26-1087 (353 amino acids)
Biological process (GO): cell fate commitment; multicellular organism development; canonical Wnt signaling pathway
Cellular component (GO): extracellular region
Molecular function (GO): cytokine activity; frizzled binding
Source: RefSeq, a predicted model, not a curated record
CCAGUUAGUGGAAGACAGAUUCACUAUGAAGGGAAGCAUCUUUAUCAUCCUUAUCACUAUUGGGAUAUACAGCGGCAUUUUCAACACUUCAGCAUGGUCUGUGAACAACUUUCUCAUGACAGGACCCAAGGCAUAUUUGACAUACUCUACUAGCGUGGCUGCUGGUGCUCAUCUUGGGAUUGAAGAAUGUAAAUUCCAGUUUGCCUGGGAACGCUGGAAUUGUCCAGAGAGUGCGCUUCAACUUUCCACGCACUAUAAGCUUAGGAGUGCAACCAGGGAGACCUCUUUUGUUCAUGCCAUCAGCUCAGCUGGAGUCAUGUACACACUUGCCAGGAACUGCAGCAUGGGUGAUUUUGAAAGUUGUAGCUGCGAUAGCUCAAGAAAUGGACAUUCUAAAAACCGGGGAAAAGGAUGGAUUUGGGGUGGCUGCAGUGACAAUGUGGAGUUUGCUGAAAAAAUUUCAAAACACUUUGUGGAUGCUUUGGAGACAGGACAUGAUACUAGAGCUUUAAUGAAUUUGCACAAUAAUGAAGCCGGGCGGCUGGCUGUGAAAUCAACCAUGAAGCGAACGUGUAAAUGUCAUGGGGUAUCUGGGAGCUGCAACAUCCAAACCUGUUGGCUUCAGCUUGCAGACUUCCGAGAAAUUGGAAGUUAUCUGAAAACCAAAUAUGAUCAGGCUCAGAAGCUAGAGAUGGACAAGAACAGGAUAAGAGCAGGGAACAGCGCAGAGAGUCGGGGAGCCAAAAACGAGGCCUUUGGCUCUGUGCCAUCCACAAAUCUUGUGUUCUUGGAGGACUCUCCUGACUACUGCACCAUCAAUGUCAGCCUGGGCCUUCGGGGCACGGAGGGGCGGGAAUGCCUGCAGGGUGGCAAGAAGCGGAGUUGUAAGAAAGUCUGUUUGGACUGUGGGCUGAAAAUAGAGGAAACGAGGACAGAGGUUGUCUCCAGCUGCAACUGCAAGUUCCUCUGGUGUUGUACAGUGAAAUGUCAGCAAUGCAAACAAGUAGUCACCAAGUAUUAUUGCUCCAGAUCCGAGAGCUUUUCUUCCAAUAACAUCCGGAAGCGAAACAGGGCACCCAGGAGAUAA